Molecule: messenger RNA, 543 nt
Organism: Alternaria conjuncta
Lineage: Eukaryota; Fungi; Ascomycota; Dothideomycetes; Pleosporales; Pleosporaceae
Exons: 2
Coding region: 1-543 (180 amino acids)
Molecular function (GO): protein binding
Source: RefSeq, a predicted model, not a curated record
AUGACCUGGGCAGCUUACCACAGCAUCCAAGUCCCCAACGAUGCUCCUUUCAGACUCGGUGUCUCACCUGGGAAAGGAUGGGGUGUAUUUGCCACGCGAAAGAUCCUCAAAGGAGAAACGAUUCUACAAGAAAAGCCUCUCUUCGUCAUCCGGAAGCCCCAUCGGAUGAUUGAGGAAAGAGAUGUGUUUGCCGCCUACUGCGCACUAUCGAAGAAAGAGAAAGCCCAGUUCCUCAGUGUUCGAGACAAUGGCGACGGCAUCUUUCCAACCAUGGAGAGAGCUUUCGCAGAAAACUCGUUCACUAUCCCCGCACAACCUGGCAUGGCGCAUGGGUUCUUCCUUCUGCAUUCACGAUUCAACCAUUCUUGCCUUCCCAACUGCAAAAUUCCAGAUGACGCUCAACCUGACGACUCCAUUACCAGCUACGCCACCUGUGACAUCAAAGCCGGCGCCGAGAUACUCUUGUGUUACGAAACAGACUUUGAUUACAGAACUAGGGACGACCGUCACCGACUAGACCGAUCAUCGCUGAUGCUGGGUUGA